AUGGCUGUCAUUCUUAACCCUUGCGGAAGUGUCCGUCGGUUGCUUGGGAUUCCAUUUGCUGAUUCUACCAUAUCUGGGUUACAUAUGCCUUCAAGAUGCAGUUUAUUCCGACAUUUUCGAAAAAAAAACAAAAUUAAGAAAAGGGAAGGUGAUAAAACUCUGAGUAGUCCUCUUUUCCAUGAAUUACCAAAUGAUUUGGAAACAGCACAGGUUAUCAUUGAAGGCUUGACGAAGCAGCUAAAGGUACAUGAUGACGUCUCUUCGAAUUUAGCUUUACUUCAGAAGCGAGUUGAGGAUUCUCAUCAAAGAACACAAAAUGCAUUGCAAAUGCUUGAAAGUCGACUUGAUAGUGCUGAGGGAAGAUGGACAAGACAAUUGGAAAUUCAGCAUAAAUAUUUGCUGAAACAAUACAAUAAGGAGAUAAAAAAUCAAAAAAUUAAACAGGCCUUUAUAAAAAAAACAGGAACUGACAGCACUUUGAAAGAAACUGAUAAUGAUGCGAAAGUUCAAGAGCACGAGCUCAAGAUUUUGAAUCACCGAGCUGCAAAAGUGGACAGUGGAAUGAAAGAGUUAUCAGAAAUUACGACUAGUACAAUAAAUAUUGAAGAAAAUCUUAAAACUGAUAAAGAAAAAAUUCGAGAUUUUGAUGCUCGUCUAAAAAUAUUAAGUAAGAGAGAAGAAAUGUUGAAUGCUGUACUGACCAAACAUAUGAAUAUUUAUUUUCGCAAGCAAAUUAAACAAUCAAGCGAUAAACAAUCUGAUGCAAGCUUUUAUGGUGUUUGUGAAAUUAUUGAUGGCUAUCAAAAAACAGUCGUAAAUUUGAAUAAAGCUUUGCGAAAAUUGGAACAAGUUCGUUUUAUGCCAGCUAUGAGAACCAUUGAUUGUACAUCUUUAAAUGUGCCAACAGUAGAUGAAAUCGACGAAAUUACUAUUGUAAUGAGACGCUUUCUCGCCAAACUACGUGUUCAACUGUCAACAGUUCACCUUACUGGAAGUCCUGCUGCUAAUUCAAGACAAUCAUCCCGUUCAAGUAGCAUUUAUGAUUUCAAUUCAAAAUUAUCGUCUUCAACAAGUGCACCAAAGUUAUCAUUCAGUAAUUUGGAUGUGAGUUCGAUAAGAAGUACUGCAUCUACGAAUAGUGCGAUUUCAUCGAGCGCUCUUACAAGCAAAUCAGAUUCUCAAUUCUUGUUGUCAGCAAGUACUAUUCCAUCUUGCGAUUUAGUAGUAGCUGCGAAGAAAUCUCAAGAAUGUGGAAAUGAUGCAAAAAAAUAA
Messenger RNA from Thelazia callipaeda (thelaziosis nematode), 1272 nucleotides. The record is from the annotation of a GenBank genome assembly. NCBI's taxonomy places the organism in Eukaryota, Metazoa, Nematoda, Chromadorea, Rhabditida, Thelaziidae.